GAAAAGGGUUAGUGUUAGCGAAAAUACAAAUACAAAUAUUCUACUUUUGACGUCAAAUUUUACAAAAGCUGUAUCCUUCUAGACAUGACCAGGAUGAGGCGCUGUGUUCAAUUUGAAUAUGCUGUUCCCUUCAGUCUGAUUACUUUCACUUUUGUUUAUAGAGCGUAGGCAAGUCAAGGACACAGAAAUAAUAUUUUAUGCAAAAGUGAAUUGAAUGAAAGAUGAGCUACGAUCGUGCCAUCACAGUGUUCUCACCUGAUGGCCACUUAUUCCAGGUGGACUACGCACAGGAAGCGGUCAAAAAAGGUUCAACUGCUGUUGGAGUGCGAGGAAAAAAUGUUGUUGUUCUAGGAGUGGAGAAGAAAUCUGUUGCCAAGCUCCAAGAUGACAGAACUGUGCGCAAAAUCUGCUCCUUGGACAACCAUGUCUUCAUGGCCUUUGCAGGAUUGACCGCAGAUGCCAGGAUCAUUGUUAACAGGGCCAGGGUGGAGUGUCAGAGUCACAGGCUCACAGUGGAAGACCCUGCGACAGUAGAGUACAUCACACGCUACAUCUCCAGCAUAAAACAGCGCUACACCCAAAGCAAUGGACGAAGGCCCUUUGGCAUCUCCUCCCUCAUUGUGGGGUUUGAUUUCGAUGGAACACCCCAUCUGUACCAAACAGACCCCUCAGGAACAUACCAUGCCUGGAAGGCAAAUGCCAUUGGAAGAUCUGCCAAGACUGUUCGGGAGUUUCUAGAGAAAAACUAUAAAGAGGAAGAUAUGGAGUCCGAUACAGACACCAUUAAGCUUGCCAUCAGAGCGCUACUUGAGGUUGUCCAGUCAGGGGGAAAGAACAUUGAGCUAGCCAUUAUGAAGCGGGAUGAAUCAAUGAAGAUUCUGGUCCAAGAGGAAAUCGAGGAAUAUGUCACAGCUAUUGAAACAGAAAAGGAGAAAGCAGAGAAACAAAAGAAGAAAACAUUAACCCUUUUUGAUUGACCAGUCAUGAUUAAACAAACAUGUGCCUUUGUCCAUCUUCAAUAUUGCAUCAGGAAUCUCUUCGUUUCUCUAUCCAUUGCUAGAGGGACCCCCAAGGAUUGCAUAUUUUUAUUCUAGCCCAGCACAAACACCUGAUUUGACUAAUCAGCAGGCUCUUGUUUGGUUGAAUCAGAUAGGCUAUGGUAGUGAUGGGUAGACUCUCCAGCGCUCACAAGGUUCUCAGUGUUGAGCUCAAACAAAUGCUCCCACCCUGGGAGUCCCAAUGGAAUGGAUUGAGAAACACUGCUGCCCUAAUGGAUCACAUGAAAACUUAAGAUUUUACCUUAUUCUUGUAAUGAAUAAAUAUCUGCAUUUAAAAACUA
This is a messenger RNA of Coregonus clupeaformis (lake whitefish), 1339 nucleotides long. Its product is annotated as proteasome subunit alpha type-7-B. Bases 222 to 977 code for a protein of 251 amino acids. Gene Ontology annotation, biological process: ubiquitin-dependent protein catabolic process. NCBI's taxonomy places the organism in Eukaryota, Metazoa, Chordata, Actinopteri, Salmoniformes, Salmonidae. The transcript is spliced from 7 exons. The record is from RefSeq and is a predicted model, not a curated record. Gene Ontology annotation, cellular component: proteasome core complex; proteasome core complex, alpha-subunit complex; nucleus.